AUGUCAACCGCGGGAAGCUCGACAUUCAGUCCUCUUCUCUCUGAAGCAACUCUCCCUCGCAGUGUUCUACAUAAUUACACAGCCCGCGAUGCCUCUUCAGAGUACUGCGGCUGUCUGAAUGGGGGCUGGUGUCAGGAGGGGGGGGUGUGUGACUGUGCACAGUUCCAGGCCCUCGGAGACCGCUGCCAGAUCAUUCCUAACCAGGGCCAGGACAGAGAUGGGAUCUGCAGGUCUUGGGGUCAGUACCACUAUGAGACGUUCGAUGGCAGCUACUUCUACUACCCUGGGACCUGCUCCUACAUACUGUCCCAGGACUGCCGCUCAGCCACACCACAGUACACAGUGUGGGUCCAUAACAGCCGUGUGUGUGAGGGCAGUGUGUACUCCUGUCCCAGGGCUCUCAGUCUCUUCUUCCCCAACGAGGAGGAGAUCCACAUCUCUGGAUACCAAGUCCACCAGGGGGGUCGCAGGCUGAGCCUACCCCAGACAAUAGGAGGUGUGUUUAUAGAGCGUCUGGCUGACUACCUGUUGGUGAAGAGCGUUUUUGGCUUCUCUCUGGCGUGGGAUGGGAGCGGAGUAUAUCUGAAGAUGUCUGAACAGCACCACGGCACCCCCUGUGGCCUUUGUGGGAACUACAACAACCUGCCCAAUGAUGACCUCACCACAGCCCGCGGCGUGCAGACAGAGGAGCCAGCAGUGUUUGCUAACAGCUGGUCAGUCGAUCUGCCCCAUGAGAGAGGCUGCCCUCUAGUGGACAUAGACUUCACUGGACCCUGUCACUCUGAGUCUGACAUGGACGAUGCCAUAGAGAAGUGCAGUGCUCUCCUGUUCUUCCCCUUCCUGUCCUGUCAUGAGAACAUCGACCCAAACCCCUACGUGGCUAGCUGUGUCUCCGACCUCUGUGUGUCAGAUGAGGAGGAGACGUUUUGCCGUGCGCUGGUGGAGUACGCACGAGCCUGCAGCCAUGUAGGAUACCCUGUACGAGAAUGGAGAGACAGCUUCCCAUCCUGCAAUGAUGGCUGUGAGGAGAGUUUUGUCCAUAGAGACUGUAUCAGCUGCUGCCCUCCCACCUGUACCUUUGAUAAGGAGUGUCUAGGAACUAACCUGCACUGUCUGGAUGGAUGCUACUGCCCUGAUGGGUUGAUUCUGCAGAAUGGGACUUGUAUCGCUGUGUCUCAGUGUCCUUGUGUCUACCACGGCACCUCAUACACACAGGGAUACACUCUGGAGCAGGGCUGCAGCGUCUGUGUGUGUAUGGGGGGAGUGUGGAACUGCACGGACAACAACUGUACAGCGGAGUGUUCAGUAGUAGGUGACGUGUUUGUGACAUCGUUCGAUGGGAGGAUGUUCCUGCAGCCAGGGGCGUGUCAGUACGUCUUGGCCAAGAGCCGCAGCGGCAGCAGAUUCACUGUCACACUGCAGUAUACCACCUGCACGAAGGCCCAGCAGCAGGUGUGUAUCCAGUCAGUGACGGUGGUUCUGGAUGAAGAUGCUAAUCACCAGGUGACGCUGACCCGAGAGGGGGAAGUGCUUAUAGGUGUCAACCCCGCCCCCGCUUUGCCCUACACCGUUGAGGUACGGAGGUUAACGUCAGUGUUCGUCCAGCUGAGGACGUUGUUUGGCCUGCGUCUGCAAUAUGACGGGCGUGGUGGGCGUGUCUAUCUACAGCUGGACAGCCAAUGGCGUAGCAACACGCUGGGCCUUUGUGGAACCUUCAACGGAAACCUGCGGGAUGACUUCCUGUCUCCAGCAGGGAUGAUAGAGGGGACUCCCCAGCUCCAUGCUAACUCCUGGAGAGUCUCAUCUGCUUGCACCGCCCCCGUCAACCAGCCCAUCAUUGACCCCUGUGAGAUAAAUCAGCACAACGGUAACCUCUUGUUCUACGCCUCUCUGUGUGAGGUGUUGUUGGGCAGUGUGUUCUCUCCAUGCCAUGGUUACGUCAGUUCCAGUGUGUACCAGCAGCAGUGUCGCUACCAGGCCUGUCGCUGUGGUAACGCCUGUCUGUGUACGGCCCUGGCCCACUAUGCCUAUCUCUGCUCCAAACACAAUGUCACUGUCAACUACAGGGCCCACGUCUCAGAGUGUGGGAUGGUGUGUUUGGGUGGGAUGCUGUACCAGUCCUGUGUGUCGUACUGCGGUGGGUCCUGCCGCUCCCUCUCCAGUGGAGAGACCUGUAACCAUGACGACUGUGCUGAGGGGUGUGGCUGCUCCGAGGGCAGUUACUACGACGACGUACGACAACGCUGCGUUCAGCCGUCACAGUGUCAUUGUUACUCUAUCGGAGGGGUGUCCCAGCCAGGGAGGUAUCCUUCAGCGCCCGCAGGCCCUUGCCUGUGCAGGAAUGGAAGGAUGGAGUGUGUACCAGAAGAAAGAGAGCCGGAGCGAGGCCGGUGUCCAGGGGGAAAGGUGUUCCACAGCUGCUCUCAGCCCCAGGGGUUCCACGGGUUCCAGGGGGCGCCGGCCUGGCGAGGAGGUGUGGCCUGUGAACUCACCUGUCGGAACCUGAUGUUGAAUCUGACCUGUCCUCCCACCACACCCUGUAUACCUGGCUGUGUCUGCCCACAAGGGCUGGUGCUGCACCGUGGGGAGUGUUACUACCCAGAAAACUGUCCCUGUGUCUGGCUGGGCCUGGAGUAUCUGCCAGGAGAGACCGUCGACACCCCCUGUUACAGAUGUGUGUGUCACCGGGGGUAUUUUAACUGUAGUCACAGUCCGUGUGCGGCUGUGUGUACGGUCUACAGUGACAGACACUACCACACCUUCGACGGCCUGGAGUACGACUACCACUCAGACUGUCAGGUCUACCUACUCAAGAGUAUAGAUGGUGAGGUGUCCAUCGUGGCCCAGAAUAAGGAUUGUUAUCAGAGUGGGAUCAUCUGUAUGAAGAUGCUGGUCAUCCAUGUUGGAUUCACCAAGAUCUACUUCAACGACAACUCAGGCCAGCCUAGUCCAUCCAGUGUGGUCGGUAAGGGCUCUGAAUUUGAGCUGUGGUCAGCAGGCUACUACACAGCAAUCCACUUUCCCUACCAGAACCUAACCAUUCUCUGGGACCGCAAGACAACCGUACACAUCAGAGUUGGACCACAUUGGAAGGGUCUCCUGAGUGGUCUGUGUGGGAACUUUGACAGUGUGACAGUGAAUGACAUGACCACAUCCAGUCACAUGGAGGUCAGCAAUGCUCAGGGCUUCGGAGACAGCUGGGCCCUGGGACAGUGUGAGAGUGACUAUGUGGUGAAGAGAGCGUGUGAAGGAGACCUGGGUAGACAGCCGUACGCCAAGAGAGAGUGUGCUCUACUCUACAGUGAUGUCUUUACUCCCUGUCACAAUGUGGUGGAUGUCUCAUGGUUCUAUACGAACUGCUUGACAGACACUUGUAACUGUAAUCGAGGCGGAGACUGUGAGUGUCUGUGUACGUCCAUCGCUGCCUAUGCACACACCUGCUGUCAACACGGUGUUACUGUGGUCUGGAGAAACCCCUCUGUCUGUCCCUAUGACUGUGAAUACUACAACCAAGAGUUAGGUGAAGGUCCAUUCUCAGUGGUCAGUGCUGUGUUUAAUGCUACAGUCUUCGGUGUGAACAGAACCAGUGGGUCAGUGUUUCCUCUAGUUAGGGAGUUCGUAGGUGGGCUGCCUCCCCCUGGACUACUCUUUAACUUCAUGAUCACAGCAGGACUACAGAAGGACCGCACAUCACGUCUCCCGGUGAUCUCUCUGGAGUCAGCGGAGCGUCCUAACUACUUCCUGGUUGUUUCGGACCGCGCUGGGCUGCGGUUGGAGCAGUGGACAAGAGGGGAGAAGUUUGGCCGCAGGGCUUCCUUCCUACAGCACCAGGGGCUGUUCCUGCCUGGCCACACCUCCUUAGAGCUGAUUGGUCAGCCGGGAGUGUUCCUGACUCUGACACGCACGUCUGCACGCGCUCAGAGAUACGACAACUCAGACAACUUCAAGACCAGCAGCUCCUUUACCCUGGAGGAGAGCAGUUUUUUGAUCCCGUACCGUAUGAUGUGUGAGUGGCGCUACCAUGCAUGUGCCAGUCCUUGUGUUCGUACAUGCAGCGACCUCACCGCCACACGCUGCCACUUCCUGCCCCCGGUGGAGGGCUGUUUCCCUCGCUGCCCCAAAAACCUGGUUCUUGAUGAGGUCACCAGGAGAUGUGUCUACACAGAGGACUGUGUGUCCCUUCCUCCCACUCCUACACCCUAUGCCUUCGUAAACCAACUAACCACCACCCCCACUACUACCACUACAGCCCUCACUACUACCACUACAGCCCCCACCACUACCACUCCCCCGUACUCCUACCGUGUAGAUGAGUGUACAGAGCUGAUCUGUUUUAAUGGGGAGCUGCUCCUCCAUAACUCCUCCCUCCACUGUCGGUACAACACCACUCCUCCUCGCUGCUCUCUGCUGGGCAUGGCUGUCCUCACCAACACCGACCCCUGCUGCCCGCUCUGGCAGUGCCCCUGUCGCUGCUCGGUGAUGUCAGACCUGCGUGUGAUAACGUUUGACGGUAACAACGUGGCGCUGUAUGAUAAUGGCUCCUACAUCCUGGUCUACCUGCCCAGAGAGAACAUCAUAGGAACAGUGGAUAAAUGCCCUACCAGCCAGAGCGUCAACUCCAUCAGACGACCGAGCCCUAGUGGUGGGACGUCAGGUUUGUGUUUUAAGAAGUUGAACAUCACUACUCCGUCCUACAGGAUUAUCAUCAACCGCCUAGACCGCAAGGUGUCAGUGAACCACAUCAAAGCACGGCUGCCAUUCUCCCGCAAGGCCUUGUCAGUAGAGGACACAGGCAGUAUGUACCUGAUCACCACUCCUGGAGGAGUCAAUAUACAGUGGUACCACAGCACUGGAAUCAUGGUGCUGCAAUACACCACCCCCUCCAAUACAUCUGCUCCUACUAGAGGCCUCUGUGGGUGUUGUGACGGGAACCCGGCGGAUGACCUGAAGCUGCCUAACGGUACGGUGGUGAGGGAGGUGGCAGACCUGGGUCUGUUCCUGCAGGCCUGGAGGGUCCAAACCUCAGAGGACACAGAACACACACGACGCAUCGGAGACAACUGUACCACUGGAGACUGCUCUACCUGUCUCUCCAUGCUCAGACAGAGACCCUUCACUCCCUGCCACAGCAAGGUCUCUCCAGAACAGUUCUGUGAUGUGAUGUGGGCAGGCGACCUUCACUAUAAGGCCCACCAGUGUGACUUCCUGGCAGCCUACGUAGCUGUCUGCUACACUUACCAAGUCUGCAUCACCUGGAGACGACACAACUUCUGUCCAUUGAGGUGUCCCCCAGGUAGGGAGUACCAGGCGUGUGUGUCGACCUGUACCACCCGGACCUGUCAGAACAGAGAGUUCUAUGAGGAGACCACCUGCUCCCACAUCAGAGAGGAGUGUGUGUGUCGCUCUGGAACCAUCCUGCACCGAGCAGACUCCUCUUACUGCGUCACAGAGGAGCAGUGUGUGUGCACUGAUAACGAGGGGUCUCCGCGGGCCCCUGGGGAGGUGUGGAACGGGUCAUUGCGUAGCUGCUGUCUGUUCCGCUGCCUGGAGAACGGUUCUGUGGUGGCAGUAGAACCUGACUGUAGCAUUAGUCCCACUCUGCUGUGUGAGAGGGAGGGAGAGUACGUACUGGAUGUCCUGGAGGAGGGGGCUUGCUGCCCCAAGAAGAUCUGUGAAUGUAAUCUGACCAUCUGUGAGAGUGAGGCUCCGCCCUGUGAGAAUGGGAACCGGCUGGUAAUUGGUUACAGUGCCCUGUCCUGCUGCCCAGAGUACCGUUGUGAGUGCGACCCCCAUGCCUGUCCCCCCCUCACCGCCCCUGACUGUAGAGAAGAUCAGUUCCUAGUGGAGGUUCGUGAGGACAACUCCUGCUGUUACUCCUUCCUGUGUGUGUGUGAGUCGUGUAUCGAGCCCGUGCCGUCCUGUUCUUAUGGAGAGAUACUGGCUGUGGAUCAGAACACCACCCACAGCUGCUGCCCUCAAUACCACUGUGUGUGUGACGUGAACCUGUGUCCUGAGUCGUCUCUGAGCUGUUCUCCUGGUCUGUCUCUGAUCCAAACAACCCUACCUGGACACUGCUGCCCCGACCGUCACUGUGAGUGCCAGUGUGAGGACAGCUCUCUCCCAGUCUGUCAGGUGGGGGAGGUACAGGUGGAGGUCGCAGACAGCAGAAGCACCUGUGGCUGCCUCCUCUACACCUGCAAGAAGGCAGAGGUGUGUGUGUUCCAGGGAGUCACGGUGCUGGGUCCGGGCCAGAGCCUGAUUCAGUACUAUGAAGGAGAGCUGUGUUACACCGUCCAUUGUCUGACACAUCGUGACACACACACUGGAUACUAUGCCAUGGACGUGUCCGCUGUCAACUGCUCUCAGAAGUGUGGCCAGCACCAGCUGUACGUAGCAUCAUCAGAUCCUCAGGUGUGCUGUGGCUCCUGUAAGAAUGUCUCCUGUUCUUUCAACAACGACAACGGAACCACUGAGCUCUUCACUGCAGGGAGCUCCUGGGUGGAUAACUGUACGCGGUAUGAUUGUGUGGAGACGACAGUGGGAACUGUGAUGCUGGCCUCAGGGGUGGUCUGCCCCCCCUUCAACGACACAGAGUGCACUCAGAAUGGGGGCGUGGUCCAGAGCUAUGUGGAUGGCUGCUGCAGGACGUGUAAGGAGGACGGUAAGACGUGUAAGCGUGUGGCAAUCCGAACCACCAUCAGAAAAGACGACUGCAGGAGCAACGCACCGGUGACAGUGUUUUCAUGUGAUGGGAAAUGUCCGUCUGCCACCAUCUUUAACUUCAACAUCAACAGCCACGCCCGCUUCUGUAAGUGCUGCAGGGAGAGUGGACUACAAACCCGCUCCGUCACCCUGUACUGCUCACACAACGCUACCCUGGUGGCCUACAGCUUCCAGGAGCCUGUCGACUGCUCCUGCCAAUGGAACUAGAGAGAGAACGAAGCUAGUCAGUGUGAGCUCCAGUAUGGCGUUCAAUAGGAGGGAUGGAAGAUGGAACAGAGGUUAGAGGUCAGAGGUCAGAGCAGACAGGUCAAGCGUCCAGGUAGGCGAGUUCUUUAGUCUUCCUUCAGUGUGUUGUGGAGGGCUGUAUUCUGACCUGUUAUAGUGACCCUGUCGUUCCAGAUGUGUAGUGGUGUAACCUGUUCCUACUAUACUAUGAGAACACUAGUCCUAUCUGUACUGCUGUAGCCUGCUCCUCUCGGACUUUAUCAUGUUUAGAUCAAUUGGUCCGAGCUGACAGGACCGCUGCUGCUGCUUUAGUAUGGAUCUAGUGCUCUCUUGAUGACUGACAUGUUUUAAAUGCCGAUCAAAUUUCUUUUUUUUUUCUUUUUUUACAAGUGUAAAGCUUUUAUACAAAAAUAUUUCUAUUUAACUCAAUCAAUUAUUUAGUAAGGUGAUAAUCCACCUAAGCAUCUGAUGGUAGAUGAUCCAUAUUUCAACAGAACACUGUAUUUGUUGUGUUGUUUAAUGUGAAGCAUGGGCCAGUAAUCAGUAUGUGCUGAUGCCAUCAGAUAGACUAGAGUCUCUAGUCAUACAGAACCUCUCAGAAUAAAACAAUAAAACAUUUA
Molecule: messenger RNA, 7568 nt
Organism: Salmo salar (Atlantic salmon)
Lineage: Eukaryota; Metazoa; Chordata; Actinopteri; Salmoniformes; Salmonidae
Source: RefSeq, a predicted model, not a curated record